Nelumbo nucifera (sacred lotus) is the source of this 627-nucleotide messenger RNA. The record is from RefSeq and is a predicted model, not a curated record. NCBI's taxonomy places the organism in Eukaryota, Viridiplantae, Streptophyta, Magnoliopsida, Proteales, Nelumbonaceae.
AUGGAUCCCAUCAAGAUAGAAAAGCUUCAAGCCAUGAACAAAUACAAGAGGGAUCAGCUUCUCAACAAAUUCAUCCUCUAUUUUUUCACUGCAUCCAUUUGUGCCCUAUUUUGUUCUAGCCCUUUGUGGUUUCCAUCCUUGUGUUCUUCCAUGAGGUUGCUUCUCUUUGUUCAUCUCCCAAAAAUUGGGUCUUUCAUCUUCCACCCUAAAUACCUUUUCAUCAUCUGCAACCUCAUAAUCGCCAUCUUGGUCGGAGAAUCAAAGCUCACAGGCUCGCACUCAUCUUCAGCAAUUAGCGACACUUAUGAUGUGUAUGUUAGGAGGAACCAAAGCCUUCGGAGGUGCUCUAUCACAGAGGAGCAGAAGCCGGAUACGCCUUUGAUUGAAGAGGGUGUGAAAAGGGGAGGGGAAGAUGGAAAAGGAGAAGGAGAAGAAGAUGAUAGAAAUAUAGAAAGUGACGAGAACUUGGAUGAAGAAGAAGAAGAAGAAGAAGAAGCAGCAGCAGCUGAAGAAGAGUCUGAUGAGAUGCCCGCUGAGGAGUUUAAAAGGAUGGUUGAUGAUUUCAUUGCGAAGGUUAAUAAACAAAGGUGGCUUGAGGCUAAGGAACUAGUCUGCUGUAGUGCAUGA